Messenger RNA from Octopus sinensis (East Asian common octopus), 1580 nucleotides. Its product is annotated as coiled-coil domain-containing protein 148-like. Bases 12 to 1580 code for a protein of 522 amino acids. Lineage: Eukaryota; Metazoa; Mollusca; Cephalopoda; Octopoda; Octopodidae. The record is from RefSeq and is a predicted model, not a curated record. The transcript has 9 exons.
UGAUUACCAGAAUGGUAUCAGGUUUAGGAAGCAACAAAUACGGUGCCGUAAAUUACGACGAAUUGCUGUCAGAUGUUCUGGAAAAGAAACUCGCCGCAAACGGUUCCCUCAUCCACAUGCAACGUUUGAAACACAAGAACCUUCAGACCAAGGAAGUCAACACGAAUCGACAGCAUCAACUGGCAUGGAACAAAGAAUUACUGAAACUGAAAGAUCAGCGUCAUUCUGUAGAAACGGAUGUAGCACGUCUGAUCACAGAGAACUUGCAAGAUUCUUCGCCGACACAAUUCGUUUACAAAGAAAUUGAAAACAUCAAAUCGGAAUACAACAAAGGAAUGGUAACAUUUAAAGACCAAACAGUGACACCAGUAUGGAAUUUAUAUGAAGACCUGAAGGUUUGGUUGUGCGAAAAUGUAACUGGCCCCAUUAACAAAACGAAAACGAGGUCAGUGCAGAAGAACGCCAGGGAAAUUGGAGACGUUAUUUCAUCAGUGAAAGAGCAGCAACAAGCGAUUCUGUACAAGCUUGCCAUGGAACAAAGAAGUCUUGAAGACGAAAUUAAUGAUAUCUGUCGAGAAGUCAUAGUGUCUUUAACAAAUUCAGAUUGCAUUCAGAAACCUGUACAAGGGAUUCCUUGGGAAGCCAUAGAUUUGGAGUGCCCGGAUGAAGAUCUGAAGAGUCGUGUUUUGAAGGAAUUCUUAGUCAUAGAUGAAAAAUACAACGACAAGUUCCAGAGUCUGAAAGACAGUAACAGGGACAUUUUAAGGCAUGGCGAAUACGGCGGCUGGAGUGAAGAUGAUCAUCGAGAGUUCGUAUCAAUCCUGGAGCAGUAUAGUUCCGAUAAUCCGCAAAAGUCAUGGCUGGUCUUUGACCGACUCAUGAAACAAAUGCCACAAAUAUCCAGAAAAGAAUUGAUCCAGCAUCAGAAAUGGUGGAUUUGCUGGCGUUUUUACCGCAACCACCGCAGCAAUCUCUUUAGAGCGUGGCAUCGGUUAAGGACUGAGCUAUUCCAAAAGACAUGCAUCAUAUUUGCCGAAGUUUGCCUCACUUACGAACUUGACGAAACCCAGAUGAAAAAUAAACAAGCUCAAAGUGAGCUCUGUGAUCAACUGUAUGAGAAAGUAACAUCUUGGCGUGAGAAUAAAUACGAACAGAUGUUGCUGGAGAUGAAAUUGCUGGAGAAGAAAUCUGAGGAAAUGGCAAGGAAUGAACGGCAGAGAAUGGAGAUGAUGAAACAAAAGAGAGACCAAACCAAGCAGGAGAUAAAACAAUACAAAGACCAGAAGUUAGCAGAGCAGCAACAAGAAGAAGAGAACUGCAGACGACGUCUUGCAGAGAUCCAAGAGGAAUUAGAAGAACAAAACAAACGAAACUGGAAGCGAAUAAAAUAUCGCGAAAAAGAAUGGUUGAAGAGAAUUCAAGAACUGCAAGAGAAAAAACUAUUGAAAGAAAGUGAAGAAACUGAAAGGCUCUUAAGACUGGAAAUUCUGCGAGAAAAAGUCCAAGUUGUUGCGGAAAGAGACCCAGUUCGAUUAUUGAAUGAAACCAAGGUAGGAGAACAGUUUACACUUCAAAUUUGA